Panicum hallii is the source of this 1643-nucleotide messenger RNA. Its product is annotated as zinc finger protein CONSTANS-LIKE 13-like. NCBI's taxonomy places the organism in Eukaryota, Viridiplantae, Streptophyta, Magnoliopsida, Poales, Poaceae. The transcript has 4 exons. Gene Ontology annotation, molecular function: zinc ion binding; protein binding. The record is from RefSeq and is a predicted model, not a curated record. Bases 161 to 1405 code for a protein of 414 amino acids.
CGCCCCUCCUUCUUAUCCCCCAAGCAAAGCCCGGCAGGGCAGAGGGAAGCGAAACAGGACCCGUCUCUCCCCGCGGACGGCAUCUCAUCCUCCUGCUCAGUCCUGCAAUCCAGUGAGCGCCGCCUGCCAUCGCAAUUCGAAAGUCCAGCUACCAGCGGGGAUGGUUGAGGAAGAGCAGCGGAAGCAGAUGGUGGGUUCGGAGCGAGAUCAGGAGCUGGAGCGGCGGCAAGGAGAGGAGGAGAAGGAGAAGGAGGCGGCCAAGAAACCCGCGCCUGGCGAGGCGGAGGCCGGCGACGGCGACGGCGCCGACGCGGAGGCGGCGACCUGCGACUACUGCGGAGCCGCGACGGCGGCGGUCUACUGCCGCGCCGACGCCGCCAGGCUCUGCCUGCCGUGCGACCGCCACGUGCACGGCGCCAACGGGGUCUGCUCCCGCCACGCCCGCGCCGCGCUCUGCGCCGACUGCCGCGCCGCCGGGGCCGUCUUCCGCCGCGCCUCCUCCGCGGCCUUCCUCUGCUCCAACUGCGACUUCGGGAGGCACCGGGACGGCAGCGGCGGCGAGCCGGCGCUCCACGACCGCUGCGCGGUGCAGCCCUACUCCGGGUGCCCCCCGGCGACCGAGCUCGCGGCGCUCCUCGGGGUGCCCCUCUUCGACAAGCCGGCCGCCGAAGACGGUGGUUGGUGGAACAUCUGGGAGGAGCCGCAGGUGCUCAGCUUGGAGGAUCUGAUCGUGCCCACCACUCCCUGCCAUGGCUUCCAGCCUCUCCUCACGCCAUCAUCUCCCAAGAAUCGGAGCAUCUCGGCGGACGAAAAGAUGAACGAGGAGAUCCUCCGGCAGCUGGGUGAGCUUGCAGAGUCAGACGGAGGGGUGCAGGCAGCAGCAGGUCACGAGGAGGCAGAGCAAGCUGGAGAUCAGUUCCCUUCAUGGGCACCGCCACCGUAUACCACUGGACAUGGCAAUUUUGGAGCAGAGAACAGCCAUGAGGUCGCGACCAUGCCUACUCCUCGCUAUGAGAAUGGCAGUUGGAACAACAAUGAUUAUCAUGUCCUAAAUGAUGCCUGCAAGGUCGAACAUGUAUAUGAUCAGGCUCCCGUCAGUUCAGCUGAAGCAUGCUUGUCAUCAUUUGUUCCGAUGUCAGAAAUCUGCCCCAGCAUAAGCAAUGGUAGCAGUAUGGAGGAGAACCACCAGACUAAUCCUGGCCUUGGCACACCUACGCAAGCUUUCCCCAAAAGAACCGGCUUUGAUGUUGUGCCCUGCCCUGACCGGGGCUCGGUCAUCUCGCGCUACAAGGAGAAGAGGAAGACAAGAAGAUUCGACAGGCAGGUUCGGUAUGAAUCACGCAAAGUUCGUGCUGAUGGCAGGCUCAGGAUCAAGGGGCGUUUUGCAAAGGCAAACCAGACAUAGAACUUAAGGAGAAAACUGAUUAGGAGUGAAGAUUAUACAAAUGUGCCAUAAUUUUGUUUGCCUUCAGUUCCAUAGCUGAUAGCUCGAAUGAUGUAUGUAUAUUGCCGUCAUAUGGAUACACUUCUUUGAGGAGAGAUCCAGUCCCUGUAAAUAGUCCUACACCUACGAACUCUAUGAUUUUGUCGUGCUGGAGAUAUCAUGCACAUGAAAGAAUAGCAUUGUUAUGUUUGUUUUGGUA